Messenger RNA from Scedosporium apiospermum, 279 nucleotides. RefSeq lists its product as uncharacterized. The transcript has 2 exons. NCBI's taxonomy places the organism in Eukaryota, Fungi, Ascomycota, Sordariomycetes, Microascales, Microascaceae. Gene Ontology annotation, biological process: intracellular iron ion homeostasis. Gene Ontology annotation, cellular component: cytosol; nucleus. The record is from RefSeq and is a predicted model, not a curated record. Gene Ontology annotation, molecular function: 2 iron, 2 sulfur cluster binding. Bases 1 to 279 code for a protein of 92 amino acids.
AUGGGCGACCCCUCCGUAACAGAAAUAUCCCUCAAGGAUGCCCUCAUCGAGCGCCUCGGCGCCGUAUAUGUCGAGGUCACAGACAUCUCCGGCGGCUGCGGUCAAUCCUUCAAAGCUCUCAUCGUAUCCCCUCAGUUCACUGGCCUCAACUCGCUGAAGCGCCAUCGCCUUGUCAAUGCCGCGCUGAAGGAGGAAAUCGGAAAGAUCCACGCGUGGACGGCGAGGUGCCAGACCGCCGAAGAGUACCAGAGAGAAAAUGCGACGAAUGGGAUGGUGUAA